Molecule: messenger RNA, 2502 nt
Organism: Osmerus eperlanus (European smelt)
Lineage: Eukaryota; Metazoa; Chordata; Actinopteri; Osmeriformes; Osmeridae
Gene: prepl
Product: prolyl endopeptidase like
Exons: 14
Coding region: 220-2307 (695 amino acids)
Biological process (GO): proteolysis
Cellular component (GO): Golgi apparatus; cytoskeleton
Molecular function (GO): serine-type endopeptidase activity
Source: RefSeq, a predicted model, not a curated record
AUUCUUACGCAAUCAAAAAGCGCCCUACAUCUUUGUUUUGACAAGCACGUUGAAUUAAGUUGAAGCUGGCUGUUUGGUGUCACCACAAACGAUGUGUGGAAUGAUACGAAAUAUGACAGUAAUUAGAUAUGUAUAUAAAGGACGGGCUUUCAUAUUGGGAUUUUCAGUCUUUAUAUGAAGAGAUGACUAGGCUAGGCUACAAGAGAAACGUGCUUCAAAAUGAACAUUCUUCUGACGUUUUUUGUCCGGUUUCAUCCGCUGUUCCUCGGGAAAGCCAGAGCAUGGACUGGUUUAUCAGCUGCCCGCUGUUACACAGGGAGCCCUUUUAAGUCUGAUAUUCAGAAAUACAGGGACUUGGAGAGAUACUUCAAGAGAAGAUUAAGAGCGAUAUAUUCCAAGUACGCCGACGUUCCUCAAAAGACGACGGUCCAUGGGCGUAAUCAUGUGUAUUCAAUGGAAUCAGAAGGCAUCUACAGAAUAGAUACCAAACAUGGUCAGUCCUGCCCAGAGGAAGUGCUGCGUUUGGGGCUUGGCUCCUCUCUGGAUGGGGCCUGGAGGCUCCAGAGGGUCCGCCUGUCCCCCGGGGAGAAGAGGCUGGCUGCCACGGUGAAGACCCCCCAGAGGGAGGAGGCCAGGUGUGUGGUGGUGAGGCUGGGAAACGCUCCUCUGCACCCCCCUGAGCCAGUCCUCCUCCUGGAGGACGUCUUCAGCUUCGAGUGGGCCACAGAUGAUGUCCUAUUCUACACCAGUCAAGAGGGACUCCAGUGUCGCUGUGUGUUUCGUGUGGAGCUGACUGCCUCAGGGCCCAGGACCACGCUAGUGUACAAGGAGGAACACCCCGAUGUGUUCGUGGAGGUCAGCCUAUCAAGAGACCGCAAGCUGCUCGCGCUCAACUGCAGCAGCAAGCACAGCUCAGAGGUGUGGCUCGUUGACACGGCAACGCCCCUGACGGAUCCCGCCCUCCUCCAGCCCCGCCUCCCCGGUCUCCUGUACCACGUGGAACACUCGUUGAGUCAGCUGAUCAUUCUGGCCAAUACCGGCCCAGGUCAGGAGUACCAGGUGUUAAGCGCCCCUCUGGGGGCCUCGUCUCUGGAGGAGUGGGUGCCGGUGUGUACCCCUGGGCCUGGGACAGCUGUGAGGGACCUGGAGGUGGUUAUGGACCAGUGUGUGCUGGUUACCAGGGAGCUGUCUGGUCUGCUGGCUCUGCUGCUGGUCCCGCUGGGCCAUCCAGCCUGCAGCCGCACUGUACAGCUCCCCCACUGGGUCUGCAGUAUAGAGACCAGGAGGGCUGGUCUGAGGGAGAGGGAGAGCGGUUACUUGGAUCUCCUCCUGUCAUCCCCGGUCCACCCCCCGGUCCCUUACCUCUGCUCCCCCAGGGAGGGGCUCCUCAUACAGGGAGAGGAGGAGAAGGACUGGGCCCCCCGGGACCUCUACCACACCACACGCCUGGAGGCCCCCAGCCAGGAUGGGACCAUGGUGCCUGUCACCCUCCUCCACGCAGCUCCCCUGGAGGGUCUGAAGGGGGCGCCACUCCUGGUGCACGUGUACGGAGCCUACGGCCAGCACCUCAACAUGGACUUCAGCCCAGACAAGAGGCUCCUGCUGGAGCAGGGCUGGGCGCUGGCCUACUGCCAUGUCAGGGGGGGCGGGGAGCGUGGUCUGGGCUGGCACAGGCAGGGUCGUCUAGGGGGGAAGCAGAGGGGUGUGGAGGACUUGUGUGCCUGCAUCCUCUUGCUGUUUGACCAGGGGGUCUCCAGUCCCCGUCUCUGCGCCCUCACUGCCCGCAGCGCCGGGGCCAUCCUCGUGGGGGCGCUGUGCAACCAACACCCUCACCUGCUCCGGGCAGUCACCCUGCAGGCUCCAUUCCUGGAUGUGCUAGGCAGCAUGCAGGACCCCGUUCUGCCCCUGACCGUGGAGGAGAGGGGCGAAUGGGGCGACCCUCUGGCUGAGCCCCUCCUCCGACACGCCAUCGCCUCCUACUGCCCCAGCCACAACAUCACACCCCAGCGGUACCCGUCCAUGCUGAUCACAGCCUACAGGGAAGAUUCCAGAGUGCCCGUGGCCGGGGUGCACAAAUACGUGGACCGACUGAGGACUGCCAUACACACACACCUCAGCUACCACCCCGAACCUGAUCCCGUGCCGGUUCCUACUGUGGUUCUGGACCUGCAGCCCGGGAGCGACCACUUUGGACCCGAGGACCAAGAGCUUGUCUUGGCUGAGAGCGCCCGCCAGCUGGCCUUCCUCCACGCUGAGCUUGGCCUGGGCCUGGAUCACCUGACACCACGGCGGAAGAGGAGGAUGUAGCAGGACCGUCAGGACCGGCGCUAACAAUGUUACACAACCGGACGCAUUACCUCGGUUGGAUAGACUGUUUGAGACAGGAAUGCAUAGUGACAGUUAGGAGCUUAACAAGUGUCAACGUUGUAAAUAUUAAAAUGACAUCACAUGAGACUAUGUACAAUUGCUUAAUACAUUUAUUUAUUUGAAUGGAUGUAUUGG